AUGGCGACCCUCGUCAGCUUCUCCAUUGCCGACGAACGCCAACCCGGCCCCAACUUUCCCCUAUUCAACUCAGAAAUCAAACCCUUCGAAGCAGACCUCACCAAUCCCACCACCCCUCCAUACAACUCCCCACUCACCGACCACCACACCUGGAUCCACGAAGCCCAACAACGGUUCCUCGAAGGCAAAGAAAACGAAUGCUACUACAUCUGCUCCCUCAUGCUCGUGCAACCCAAACUCAGCGAUCUCAACGCGGCCGCGGCUCUCUGUCUCCAAGGGACGGCAUACGAGUACGAUCCCAGAAACGCGAGAAAUAGGAUUUAUCAUUCGAUUGCUAGAGCGUUGGGGAUCUAUAAAAUGGUUGGGAAUAGAAUAGGUGCGAGAGUUGGUGUGGAGAAGAUGAAUGGCAUUGCGCUUACUGUGAGGAUGGCGGCGCGGGGAAGGGUUGGGGAUAAAGGGGCGAAGAGGAAGGAGUUGUUGAAAGUUGUCACGGGUUGGAUGCAAUGA
Mollisia scopiformis is the source of this 507-nucleotide messenger RNA. RefSeq lists its product as uncharacterized. Bases 1 to 507 code for a protein of 168 amino acids. The transcript has a single exon. Lineage: Eukaryota; Fungi; Ascomycota; Leotiomycetes; Helotiales; Mollisiaceae. The record is from RefSeq and is a predicted model, not a curated record.